ACGUAAGCGGUAGUUCACUACACAUAAAUAGGUCUUAUACAAUGGUUUUGACAUUCACUCAAAAUACGCAGGAAGUAAGAAUUAGGUACUUCACAAUUUGUUUUACUUGUUACCCAUUAAAUAAGAAGUAUACUUCAAAUGGCAUCUCAUAAAAGAAGAAUUUUGGGAAACACAUCUAAUGCUGCCGAAUUGCAUUCAUGGAAAUUUUACGAGGAAAUGACACAGAAUAAUAUCAGUUCAUUCUGGAGUUCCGUGCCAGAAAAAGAAAUAAUUCAGCAAAUGUGGAACGAAACACAUAACUUGUCUGCUGAGUACGACUAUACACAUGGCGCUGUGUCAUUUAAAUUCUAUAUGUUUGAUUCCUAUAGUAGUAAACUCACUUCAGAGACGCUUCAUCAAUCAUUUGUGAUACUGGGAUUGAUUAUUGGAUGCCUGGGACUCGUGGGAAAUGUUGUCGCCAUCUUCAAAAUUUUGUGCGAUGAAAAGUUCCAUACUCCAACAUUCGUUGUCAUCGGAUGUCUCGCAUUUUCAGAUCUUCUCUUUAUUGUCUGCAUGUUUCUUUAUAGAUUUUCCAACUUUAGUAUGUAUAUUUCAUCCCAAAGUUUUCCUGUCUUAAUAACAAUGACGAUUUUACGUGAGACGAUUUUUCAUAGUUCAGUUACACACAUUGUACUCCUUUCUGUAAUUAGGUAUUUAUUAAUAGCAUAUCCGUUACAGAGUAAAAUACGACUGACUCCGACAGUUAUCUUGGGAUGUUCUAUUGUGGUUUGGGUAUUUAGUUCACUAUUUUCAGCAUUGAUAUCACUACCAUCAAUAGAGGACUAUAUUUAUGCACGCGUACGGACUAUGUUUUUCAUAAAAAUAACAUAUUCUGGGUUAUCUGUUUGUGCAAUCCUGACUUUACAUAUUUUGAAGAUGAAAACCUUGAAAAAAUCUUCUAUUCCUUCCAGCAUCAGCAGAAGAAUGAAUGUUAUAAUUUUUAUUAUAUUAUUUGUUUUUAUCUGCUAUCAAGUUGCAUACAUUUUAUUCCAGUUUUCUAUAUAUCUUGUAACGAUGUCAGUGUAUUAUUUUGUCUAUUUACAUGACAUUUUUUUUAUCCUUGUUACACUGAAUUACUCCUGUAAUCCUUAUAUACUUUUCUUUGCUUCAUUUUUAUGCUCAAGCAGCAAACGUAAUCAAAUUAAACCCAAUAAAGACAUGUAGCUAUUUUGAUAGGAUUUUCCUAAGAUUGCCACAUAGAUAGCAUUUCGAAUAUAUAACUGCUCUGCUGAAUAAAUCCGCGGGUAACAUGUGCCAUUUAGAAAUAAGAAUAUUGCAAGAGGGGUUGGUUUCCCUCAGAUUCUACUUAAAUGUGCUUAUGCUUUUUUGAAUAAGAAAACCUAGUAUUGGUUUGGGCAUAUAGCUGCAAUGAACAAGUAUUGCCCUUUCAAGUAUGAGGUACAGUUGUCCCAAUAAAUUUUCUCUUUUUUAAUUUUGUCCUUUUUGUAAAA
This is a messenger RNA of Saccostrea cuccullata (small rock oyster), 1490 nucleotides long. RefSeq names its product type-1 angiotensin II receptor-like. NCBI's taxonomy places the organism in Eukaryota, Metazoa, Mollusca, Bivalvia, Ostreida, Ostreidae. The transcript is spliced from 2 exons. Gene Ontology annotation, molecular function: G protein-coupled receptor activity. Gene Ontology annotation, cellular component: plasma membrane. Bases 139 to 1203 code for a protein of 354 amino acids. The record is from RefSeq and is a predicted model, not a curated record. Gene Ontology annotation, biological process: G protein-coupled receptor signaling pathway.